Messenger RNA from Lynx canadensis (Canada lynx), 4091 nucleotides. It is a transcript of the gene FXR1, whose product is annotated as FMR1 autosomal homolog 1. The record is from RefSeq and is a predicted model, not a curated record. Bases 55 to 2088 code for a protein of 677 amino acids. NCBI's taxonomy places the organism in Eukaryota, Metazoa, Chordata, Mammalia, Carnivora, Felidae. The transcript has 17 exons. Gene Ontology annotation, molecular function: mRNA 3'-UTR binding; protein homodimerization activity; translation regulator activity. Gene Ontology annotation, biological process: DNA damage response; positive regulation of protein phosphorylation; regulation of filopodium assembly. Gene Ontology annotation, cellular component: membrane; postsynaptic density; neuronal cell body.
CCUCUGGUUGGAAAGUUUCUAGAAUCUCUUCCCAGCGGCCUUUGCGGUUCCAACAUGGCGGAGCUGACGGUGGAGGUUCGUGGCUCCAACGGGGCUUUCUACAAGGGAUUUAUCAAAGAUGUUCAUGAAGACUCCCUCACAGUUGUUUUUGAGAACAACUGGCAGCCAGAACGCCAGGUUCCAUUUAAUGAAGUUAGAUUACCACCACCGCCUGAUAUAAAAAAAGAAAUUAGUGAAGGAGACGAAGUAGAGGUGUAUUCAAGAGCAAAUGACCAAGAACCAUGUGGAUGGUGGUUGGCUAAAGUUCGAAUGAUGAAAGGAGAGUUUUAUGUCAUUGAAUAUGCUGCUUGUGAUGCCACUUACAAUGAAAUAGUCACAUUUGAACGACUUCGGCCUGUCAAUCAAAAUAAAACUGUCAAAAAAAAUACCUUCUUUAAAUGCACAGUGGAUGUUCCUGAGGAUUUGAGAGAGGCGUGUGCUAAUGAAAAUGCACAUAAAGAUUUUAAGAAAGCAGUAGGAGCAUGCAGAAUUUUUUACCAUCCAGAAACCACACAGCUAAUGAUACUGUCUGCCAGUGAAGCAACUGUGAAGAGAGUAAACAUUUUAAGUGACAUGCAUUUGCGAAGUAUUCGUACGAAGUUGAUGCUUAUGUCCAGAAAUGAAGAGGCCACUAAGCAUUUAGAAUGCACAAAACAACUUGCGGCAGCUUUUCAUGAGGAAUUUGUUGUGAGAGAAGAUCUAAUGGGCCUGGCAAUAGGAACACAUGGUAGUAACAUCCAGCAAGCUAGGAAGGUUCCUGGAGUUACAGCUAUUGAGCUAGAUGAAGAUACUGGCACAUUCAGAAUCUAUGGAGAGAGUGCUGAUGCUGUAAAAAAGGCUAGAGGUUUCUUGGAAUUUGUGGAGGAUUUUAUUCAGGUUCCUAGGAAUCUUGUUGGAAAAGUAAUUGGAAAAAAUGGCAAAGUUAUUCAGGAAAUAGUGGACAAAUCUGGUGUGGUUCGGGUGAGAAUUGAAGGAGACAAUGAAAAUAAACUACCUAGAGAAGAUGGUAUGGUUCCAUUUGUAUUUGUUGGCACUAAAGAAAGCAUCGGAAAUGUGCAAGUUCUUUUAGAGUACCAUAUUGCUUAUCUAAAGGAAGUAGAACAGCUAAGAAUGGAACGCCUACAGAUUGAUGAACAGCUACGACAGAUUGGUAUGGGUUUCAGACCUUCUUCCACCAGAGGGCCUGAAAAGGAAAAAGGAUAUGCCACUGAUGAAAGUACCGUCUCUUCUGUACAAGGUUCUAGGUCUUAUAGUGGAAGAGGCAGAGGUCGUCGGGGCCCUAAUUACACCUCCGGUUAUGGUACAAACUCUGAGCUGUCUAACCCCUCUGAAACAGAAUCUGAGCGUAAAGACGAGCUGAGUGAUUGGUCAUUGGCAGGAGAAGAUGAUCGAGAGAGCCGACAUCAGCGUGACAGUAGGAGACGCCCAGGAGGAAGAGGGAGAAGUGUUUCAGGGGGUCGAGGUCGUGGUGGACCACGUGGUGGCAAAUCCUCCAUCAGUUCUGUGCUCAAAGAUCCAGACAGCAAUCCAUACAGCUUACUUGAUAAUACAGAAUCUGAUCAGACUGCAGACACUGAUGCCAGCGAAUCUCAUCACAGUACUAACCGUCGUAGGCGGUCUCGUAGACGAAGGACUGAUGAAGAUGCUGUUCUGAUGGAUGGGAUGACUGAAUCUGAUACAGCUUCAGUUAACGAAAAUGGGCUAGAUGAUAGUGAAAAAAAACCCCAGCGACGCAAUCGUAGCCGCAGGCGUCGUUUCAGGGGUCAGGCAGAAGAUAGACAGCCAGUCACAGUUGCAGAUUAUAUUUCUAGAGCUGAGUCUCAGAGCAGACAAAGAAACAUCCCAAGGGAAACUUUGGCUAAAAACAAGAAAGAAAUGGCAAAAGAUGUGAUUGAAGAGCAUGGUCCUUCAGAAAAGGCAAUAAAUGGCCCAACUAGUGCUUCUGGCGAUGAAAUUUCUAAGCUACAGCGUACUCCAGGAGAAGAAAAGAUUAAUACCUUAAAAGAAGAAAACACUCAAGAAGCAGCAGUCCUGAAUGGUGUUUCAUAAACUGAAGAAGUUCCUAGUUUACAGUUCUUUUACAUUACAUUUUACAAUAGUGCUUGUACAAGCUUGCCAAAGAUAGAAUAUGGAUCGCCAGUCUUUACAUCGCACUUUCAGUUCCUCCAUUUGGAAUUCAGAAAGGGGAGGGAUCCUGAAGAAAUCAUAUGUUAAACAUACUUUGACACCUACUGUGUUAUAAAAUAUAUCAUCAGAUGUGCCUUGAGAAUAGUAUAUGUAACAUUAAAAAAAGUUGCUGGCUAUAGGAAAUGUUAUUUUGUUUUCAAAAUAUGGCAGAGAUGGGGGGAGGAGGGUGGGGUGGGAUCCCUAACGUAAUAUUCUUUAUGAAAGCAUUAGCUGCUUUUGUUACAUUUUUAAUAAUAUGCAACCACUUCUUCACCUGAGGAAAACUAGAAUGAAAUGCAGUCUAAAAUAUUUUGCACUGAAUUGUAAUUCUUCAUUAGUUUAGUCUGGAAACUGGUCUGUUUUAAUGUGUUUUUUAAAUGCUGUAUGUUGAGGAAAAUCUGCAGACCACUGGAAUACAUUUGUUAAACUCUCAUCUGCAGGGACACUGGGUGAUAUUGGCAGUGACUGUUCUACAUUGAGGCUUUGUUUGGUUUAUUUAUUAAAGUGUACAGUAUUUAAAAAUCAAACAUAGCUUUAGUUAAAACACUAAGCUGAAUUAGUCAUGUCCAUUUCAGAGAUAACCUGAACUACUGAAAAGAUCAAUUUCCAGGUUUAUUCUGUAUAAAAGUACAUGUUAGUCUUCAGUAGAGUAUCUUUUCCUUUUUUUCUUUUUCUUUUCCUUUUUUUCUUUUUUCUUUUUUUUUUUUUUUUGAUUUUGGUUGUUUGAUGUGCAAUAUGUUUUUGUAUGCAGGUAGUAAAUAAACUUUGAUCUUCCAUUUGCUGAUUUUUAACUUUCUACUUUUUAUACCAGUAUACUUUUUAUAGCAUAGUAGUUGGAACUAGUAAUAGGCCUAGAAUAGUUAUCCUAAUUGCUUUUAAAAAAGCAUUACUUGCUCAUAAAUAGUAUAAAAGUAUUAAUUGAUGAGUUAAUUAUUUUGUAAUGAAACCUCUGAAAGCUUAAAAUUUAGUCUGUUAGAAUAGAUUGGCUUAGGGAAUUGGUCAUACAUUUAAUAAUUAGGAAAAGUUUUAUAAUCUACUCAAAGGCAACUUUUGGAAGGCAGUGGGAUAAAAUGCAUAAUUUUACUUUGGCCUUUGAUAAUUUACUAAAAAAUAUUUUUAUAAAUCAGAAUGGUGAGCAAUUUUUAAGUAAGAAGUAGACCAUGAACUUGGUUUUUGAUUCUCAAGGAAGUAAUUUUGAAGAUUGUCAAACUAAUGAUUGUAUUUUUUGUAUAUAUUUUAGCCACAUUACUUAAUUUUAGGAAGAUGAAGACUUCACAUAAAGUGUUUCAAAGAGUAAUAAUGAUAUAAUUAUGCAGAUAAUUGUGAGGUCAUAUCAGAUAAUUGUGGAUUUACUGGAGGAUUUUUUUCUAUAGUGGUAUAUAUAGACCACUGAGCAAGAAAGACAGCCCUUUCUGUCACUUGAUGUUUGAAAGUGUUUUUUAUGUGCAUAAUUUGUGUUAAUUUGUUAUGUGCAUAAAACUGUUAAGUGGUUUUAGUUAAUUUAUAAUGGCUGAAAGACAUUUCAAGGUAUUGCUAAAAAUGUAAUAAUUGUCAGGUCAGUGUACAUAUAACCCUAGACCUCACGUUUAUUAUCACUGAGGUUAACAUGUGAUGGCAUUAACUGCAUUUCCCUAAAAUCCUAAUAAUAGAAUUUAUAAGUAAGGUGUGGUAUGAAUAGUACAAUCCUUGGAUUUUGAAUUAACAGUAUCAAAUCAUAUCCUGAGUUUUAAAAAAAACCCACAGAUGUCUUUUUUAACCAUCAAAAGAAAGAAGUAAAACUGUUGGCCUUUUAAUUCUUGUCUAGAGUAACAGGGUUACAGAUUAAUUACAAGUUAAGAGAAUUUUCAUUAAUCCCCAAAGUGGUAAAUACGGUGUAAAGAAAAAAA